AUGGACAGAAGAGGAAACGAUGCACCGGCGAUCGGCAUUGACCUUGGAACAACCUACUCAUGUGUCGCCGUUUGGAAGCAUGAUCACAUCCAAAUCAUUCCCAACGAUCAGGGCAAUAGAACCACACCGUCUUGUGUUGCUUUCAGUGAUGCAGAACGUUUAAUCGGCGAUGGCGCCAAGAACCAAGUGGCCAUGAACCCUGCUAACACCAUAUUUGAUGCUAAGAGGUUGAUUGGAAGGAGGUUCAGUGAUUCCAAAGUGCAGGAAGACAUGAAGUUGUGGCCUUUUAGGGUCAUACAAGGGCCUGCUGACACACCAAAGAUUGUUGUCUCGUACAAAGGUGAAGAGAAGGAAUUUUCGGCAGAAGAAGUUUCAUCCAUGAUUCUUGGGAAGAUGAAAGAAACUGCUGAGGCAUACCUUGGAAAAGUUGUGAAAGAUGCUGUGAUAACUGUCCCAGCUUACUUUAACGAUUUGCAACGUCAAGCAACAAAGGAUGCUGGAGCUAUUGCUGGACUUAAUGUCAUUCGCAUCAUCAAUGAACCUACAGCAGCUGCAAUUGCUUAUGGUCUUGACAAUAAGUCUGAUAUUACUCGCAAGAUCACUGUGCUGGUAUUCGAUUUGGGUGGUGGCACUUUCGAUGUCUCUCUAUUGACCAUUGCAAAAGGUGGAACCAUUGAGGUGAAAGCUGUUGGUGGUGACACUCAUUUGGGAGGUGAGGAUUUUGAUAACCGCAUGGUGGAUCAUUGUGUUAGGGAAUUCAAGAGGAGAUGGAAUAAAGACUUAACUGGGAACAAAAGAGCAUUGGGGAGGCUGAGAUGUGCUUGUGAGAAAACAAAAAGGAUUCUCUCAUGCAGUAUUCAAACUUCCAUCGAAAUAGAUGGCUUGCAUGAGGGGAUUGAUUUUUCCAUGAAAUUCAGUCGAGCUAAAUUUGAAGAGCUGAACAUGAGUUUCUUCGAUAAAUGUAUUGCGACUGUGAAUGCAUGUUUAAGCGAUGCAAAGAUGAAGAAAUCGUGUGUAAAAAAGGUGAUUCUUGUUGGUGGGUCAACUAGAAUACCAAAGGUCCAGAGUAUGUUGCAGGAACUUUUUAACGGGAAGGAAUUAUGCAAGAGCUUGAACCCUGAUGAGGCUGUUGCAUAUGGUGCAGCCGUCAUGGCCUCAAAGUUAAGUGGUAAUAGUGAUAAACGUUUUCGAGAUUUAAUAUUAUUGGACGUCACUCCUUUGUCCAUUGGUGAAGAAACUAAAGGAGAAGUAUUUAGUGUUGUGAUCCCAUGGAACACUCCAAUACCUACCAAGAAAUCAAAAGAGUUUCAGACAUGUCAUGAUAACCAAUCUCAUACAACUAUUAGGGUGUAUCAAGGUGAAAGAGCACGAUCCAAAGAUAACCAUUUGUUGGGGAAGUACACACUUUCAGGACUACCACCGGCUCCAAAAGGAAUUACAACGUUCAGAAACAGCUAUGAAAUAGAUAACAAUGGUAUCCUAACAGUGACGUCAGAGAUAUUAUCCACCCGUAAGAGGAAGAGAGUCACGAUUACCAAUGAAAAUGGAAGACUCUCCAAGGAAGAGAUUGAGAGGAUGAUAGAAGAUGCUGACAAGUACAAACAGGAGGACCAAGAAUACAUGAAGAAAGCAGCUGCACCCAAUGCAUUGGACGACUGCAUAUACGACAUAAAGAAUAUGAUAAAAAGCAUGGAGCAUGGUGAGAGGUUGAUGAAAAUGAAGAAGGCAGUUGAUUAUACCACCAAUUGGCUCGAUCAUAACCAAGCUCCAUCUCUUGAUGAGCUUCAACACAUGAAGGAACAUCUCGAGGCAGUAUGCAUGCCCACGUUUUAG
Lactuca virosa is the source of this 1833-nucleotide messenger RNA. NCBI's taxonomy places the organism in Eukaryota, Viridiplantae, Streptophyta, Magnoliopsida, Asterales, Asteraceae. The record is from the annotation of a GenBank genome assembly.